AGAUACAUGCAGGUUUAUGGCGUCGAGCUUGGCGCACUUGGCGGAGAACCUCACCUCCGCGAACUUUGAUAAGUUUCGCGAAGUCACGAAAGUGUUCGCCCCGUCGGAGAUGGAGUUGGUCACGCGGAAAGGCAUAUAUCCGUAUGAAUAUACAGAUUCGUGGGAUAAAUUGGACGCUACGUCGCUACCGGAUAAGUUCCAAUUCUACAGCGCGUUGACGGAAACGCACGUGAGCGACGAGGAUUAUAGUCACGCGGCCAGGGUCUGGAAUCAUUUCGGCUGCACCUCACUCGGCGCUUAUAGCGAUUUAUACCUUAAAGUCGACGUGUUGUUAAGCGCCGACGUGUUCGAGAAUUUCAGGGAUAUAUGCAUGACCACGUAUCACCUGGACCCUGCUCAAUACUACACGUUGCCCGGAUUCAGUUUUGACUGCAUGUUAAAGUUCACGAAAGUUCAACUUGAACUUUUAACUGAUUUCGAGAAAGUUUUGUUUUUGGAGUCUGGUACACGCGGUGGUCUGGUGCAGGCGAGCAAGCGCCACGCGCGCGCCAACAAUCUCGAGACGCCUGGAUACAAUGCCGACGAACCUAAAACGUCACUCAUAUACUUAGAUGCAAAUAAUUUGUAUGGUUUUGGGAUGUGCAAAUAUAUGCCGAUUAGCGAUUUUUCGUGGUACCCGGGGAACCCGGAAGUUGCACUUGACCAGCUACAGUGGAUGCGCGAGACGGACGAUGUGGGUAGAAUUUACGAAGUCGACAUCUCGUAUCCUCAACACCUACACGACGCCCACAACGAUAUGCCGUUCCUACCGCACGCUAGCAUACCACGCGGGUCCACUGUGCGAAAGUUGAUGGUGACAUUUCUGCGAAAAGAACACUACGUGGUUCAUUAUAUGAAUUUACAACAAGCCAUGGCCCACGGCGUCGUGUAGUAGAAAAAGUGAUUAUUAAUAUUAUC
This is a messenger RNA of Aphis gossypii (cotton aphid), 957 nucleotides long. RefSeq lists its product as uncharacterized. NCBI's taxonomy places the organism in Eukaryota, Metazoa, Arthropoda, Insecta, Hemiptera, Aphididae. The record is from RefSeq and is a predicted model, not a curated record. Bases 17 to 931 code for a protein of 304 amino acids. The transcript has 2 exons.